Messenger RNA from Sesamum indicum (sesame), 1258 nucleotides. Lineage: Eukaryota; Viridiplantae; Streptophyta; Magnoliopsida; Lamiales; Pedaliaceae. The record is from RefSeq and is a predicted model, not a curated record.
CGCUCUCUCUCUCUCGUACGACGAUUACGACAAUUAACCAUCUAAAUUUAUCUUCAUUGCCAGUACUUCACUAUAAAGCGAACUACGACAAAUACACACAAUGUUCCCUACUCCAUGGCCCGCUUCCUUCUCUUCCUCACUCUCCUCCUCCUCUUCCUUGUCCUCUCGGCCUGUGCUCAUGGCGGUGAUUCCGACUCCGAUUCCGGUUCUCCAUCGGAGGAACCCAACCUCAGGUCCCGCUCCUUGAUUCUUGUCAAGAUAUGGUGCCUGAUUCUAGUGUUUGUUGGAACUUUCGUCGGCGGGAUGUCUCCGUACUUCAUGAAGUGGAACGAGGGGUUUUUGAUAUUGGGGACGCAGUUCGCCGGAGGGGUGUUUCUGGGGACUGCGUUGAUGCAUUUCUUGAGUGAUUCGCAUGAGACCUUUGGGGACUUGACCCGUAAAGAAUACCCAUUUGCUUUCAUGCUUGCAAGUGCUGGAUAUUUGCUCACAAUGUUGGCUGAUUGCGUUGUUUCUUAUGUUUAUGGGAAGCGCGACCACGAUUCUGCUAAUGGUGAUGUUGAGCUUCAAGGUAUAAUUGCAAGUUUUAAUUUAAUCAGUGCUUGGAGAUUUGAUUCCUUUCCGUUUUGGGUGCAGUUGAUCAUCGUUGUUUUAGUGGAGAACGCCCCGGAGCGCCAUUUAGCAAACGCUUCACUAGCAACUGCUGCUUCACUUGGUGAUAGCAUCUUGCUGAUUGCUGCGUUAUGCUUUCAUUCCGUAUUUGAGGGCAUUGCAAUUGGAGUGGCAGAGACAGAAGCGGAUGCCUGGCGGGCUCUGUGGACCGUCUGCCUACACAAGAUAUUUGCUGCAAUUGCCAUGGGAAUAGCUCUGCUCAGAAUGAUCCCCGACCGUCCACUCUUAUCUUGUGCGGCUUACGCAUUUGCAUUUGCUAUAUCGAGCCCAGCUGGCAUAGCCAUCGGCAUUGUAAUAGACGCGACGACGCAGGGUGCAGUGGCGGACUGGAUAUUUGCGAUAUCAAUGGGACUGGCUUGUGGGGUAUUUAUCUACGUUUCGAUCAAUCAUCUGCUGUCCAAGGGCUAUAAGGCUCAGAAGAUGGUUUCGUUGGACAGCCCAGAGUACAGGUUUUUGGCUGUGUUGUUGGGCGUUGGGGUGAUUGCAGUUGUUAUGAUUUGGGAUACUUAGCUCAUAUGGCUUCCAUUUUCUGAUUUUUCCUAUAUAGAUUGGAGUUUAUAUUAAAUUUAAUUGCAUCCUCUUUUUUUAA